ACUUUUCAUAUUCAAUAAAUAAAUAAUCGCAUUUAGCUUUUCCCCAAAUUCCCUAAAACCUCACUUCACAUCGCCGGCGACGAACACUUCAGCUUGUUUGGUGGUAUAUAUCUUCACUUAGGGUUAGGUUAGGGAUUUUGAAGUUUCGAGUGUUGCGAGGGAUAGUUGAUUGAAGCAUAUUGUAAAAAUGGAUGAUGAGAUUCAGAAAACGCAAGAGGAGAGGAAGAAGAUGGAGCAGCAGCUCGCUUCUAUGAAUACGGUGACUUUUGAUACUGAAUUCUAUAGUUCGAAUAAAUUUGAGGGUUAUGAGAAAUCUAUUCCGGUGAAUGAUGAUGAUGAUACUUUUGAUACGGAGAAUGAGGUUGCUAGAAAGAUGGCAUCUUUCACUGCGCCGAAACAGUUUUUUAAGGAGGUUCCACGGGGUGCAGGGGAAGAGGAUGAGCCGAGUGGGUUUAAUAAACCGAGUAAGAUUAUUGAUAGGGAGGAUGAUUAUAGGAGGAGGAGGUUGAAUAGGGUCAUUUCUCCUGAGAGGAAUGAUCCUUUUUUGGAUAAGACUCCAGGGCCGGAAGUGAGGACGUAUGCGGAUGUUAUGAGGGAGGAGGCUUUGAAGAGGCAGAAGGAAGAGUUGAUGAAGGAGAUUGCGAAGAAGAAGAAGGAAGAACAGGAAAAAGCAGCGGAUAAAAAGGAGGAGGUUGAGAAGCCAGCUCAGAAGAGGAGGAAUAGGUGGGACCAAUCGCAGGAUGAGGGUGGUGCGAAGAAGGCGAAAGCUGGUUCAGAUUGGGACCAGCCGGACUCAACACCUGGGAUUGGAAGGUGGGAUGCAACCCCCACACCCGGCAGGGUCGGUGAUGCAACACCCUCUGUCAAGAAGAAUAGAUGGGAUGAGACACCUACACCUGGUAGGGUUGCUGAUUCAGAUGCUACCCCUGCUGGUGGUGCUACUCCAGGUGCAACUCCAGCUGGUAUGUCUUGGGAUGCUACACCAAAGCUUGCAGGUCUUGCUACCCCCACGCCUAAAAGACAGAGGUCAAGGUGGGACGAGACUCCAGCUACUAUGGGAAGUGCAACUCCCAUGUCAGGUGCUACCCCGGCAGCAGCUUAUACACCGGGUGUUACUCCUGUUGGGGGUGUUGAACUAGCUACACCAACCCCUGGUGCCAUUAAUUUGCGUGGUCCGGUUACUCCUGAACAAUACAAUUUGAUGAGGUGGGAGAAGGACAUUGAAGAGAGAAAUCGACCCUUAACUGAUGAGGAGCUUGACUCAAUGUUUCCUCAGGAAGGAUAUAAGAUUUUGGAUCCUCCAGCAUCCUAUGUUCCCAUUAGAACACCCGCCAGGAAGCUUCUUGCCACACCAACUCCUAUAGGGACACCUCUGUACUCUAUUCCAGAAGAAAAUCGGGGUCAACAGUUUGAUGUACCAAAAGAAAUGCCAGGUGGUUUGCCAUUUAUGAAGCCCGAGGAUUACCAGUAUUUUGGUUCCUUGUUGAAUGAGGAAGAUGAAGAGGAGUUGUCUCCCGAUGAACAGAAGGAGCGAAAAAUUAUGAAGCUUUUGCUCAAGGUUAAAAAUGGCACUCCCCCUCAGAGGAAAACUGCUUUGAGACAGCUCACUGAUAAGGCCAGAGAAUUUGGUGCCGGGCCCUUAUUCAAUCGGAUUCUGCCAUUGCUCAUGCAACCUACACUGGAAGACCAAGAAAGGCAUUUGCUGGUUAAGGUUAUUGAUAGGGUACUCUAUAAGUUGGAUGAAUUGGUUCGUCCAUAUGUGCACAAGAUUCUUGUCGUGAUUGAACCUCUGUUGAUUGAUGAAGAUUAUUAUGCUCGUGUCGAAGGGAGGGAAAUCAUAUCUAAUCUUAGUAAGGCAGCUGGUUUGGCGACUAUGAUUGCUGCCAUGCGUCCAGAUAUUGACAACAUUGAUGAAUAUGUCAGGAACACAACUGCUCGAGCUUUCAGCGUUGUUGCAUCUGCACUUGGUAUUCCUGCUCUGCUGCCAUUCUUGAAAGCCGUUUGUCAGAGUAAAAAAUCUUGGCAGGCUCGUCAUACAGGUAUUAAGAUUGUUCAGCAGAUUGCUAUUCUUAUUGGUUGUGCUGUUCUUCCACAUUUGAGGUCUUUGGUGGAAAUUAUUGAACAUGGUCUUAAUGAUGAGAACCAGAAAGUCAGGACCAUUACAGCUCUUUCUCUGGCUGCUCUAGCUGAAGCUGCUGCACCAUAUGGUAUUGAGAGUUUUGAUUCUGUUUUGAAGCCCUUGUGGAAGGGUAUUAGAUCACAUCGUGGCAAGGUUUUGGCUGCCUUUUUAAAGGCUAUAGGUUUCAUCAUUCCUCUUAUGGAUGCUGUAUACGCCAGCUACUAUACCAAAGAAGUUAUGGUUGUCCUUAUUCGUGAGUUUCAAUCACCUGACGAGGAGAUGAAGAAAAUUGUGCUGAAAGUGGUGAAGCAGUGUGUCAGUACAGAAGGUGUGGAGCCAGAUUACAUUCGACAAGACAUUCUUCCAGAGUUCUUCAGAAACUUUUGGGUUAGAAGAAUGGCUUUGGACCGCAGAAACUACAAGCAACUUGUUGAAACCACUGUGGAGAUAGCAAACAAAGUUGGUGUUGCUGAUAUAGUUGGGAGAAUUGUUGAAGACUUGAAAGAUGAGAGUGAACCAUACAGGAGAAUGGUCAUGGAAACUAUUGAGAAGGUGGUUGCAAAUCUUGGUGCAUCUGAUAUUGAUUCUCGACUAGAAGAGCUGUUAAUUGAUGGUAUCCUUUAUGCCUUCCAAGAGCAAACCAGUGACGAUGCCAAUGUGAUGCUUAACGGAUUUGGUGCUGUUGUAAAUGCCCUUGGCCAAAGAGUUAAGCCAUACCUUCCUCAGAUUUGUGGUACUAUAAAAUGGCGACUGAACAACAAGAGUGCCAAGGUGAGACAGCAAGCUGCAGAUCUGAUAUCCAGAAUUGCAGUAGUUAUGAAGCAGUGUGGGGAAGAACAACUAAUGGGCCAUCUUGGUGUUGUCUUGUACGAGUACUUGGGAGAAGAAUACCCAGAGGUUUUAGGAUCUAUACUGGGGGCUCUCAAGGCUAUUGUGAAUGUUAUUGGUAUGACUAAAAUGACUCCUCCAAUUAAGGACUUGCUUCCUCGGCUGACCCCUAUUUUGAAGAAUCGUCAUGAGAAAGUCCAGGAGAAUUGUAUUGACCUUGUUGGUCGAAUUGCAGACCGUGGUGCUGAAUUUGUUCCUGCAAGGGAGUGGAUGAGAAUUUGUUUUGAGCUUCUUGAGAUGCUUAAAGCGCACAAGAAAGGUAUCCGCCGAGCAACAGUGAACACAUUUGGGUAUAUUGCUAAAGCCAUUGGACCUCAGGAUGUGCUUGCAACAUUGUUAAACAAUCUUAAGGUACAGGAACGUCAGAACCGUGUCUGUACCACUGUCGCAAUUGCUAUUGUUGCAGAAACCUGUUCUCCCUUUACAGUCUUGCCUGCCUUGAUGAACGAAUAUCGCGUGCCUGAGCUUAAUGUCCAGAACGGUGUCUUGAAAUCCCUCUCCUUCCUUUUCGAGUACAUUGGAGAAAUGGGCAAGGAUUAUAUAUAUGCUGUAACUCCAUUACUUGAAGAUGCUCUUAUGGACAGAGAUUUAGUACACAGGCAGACUGCUGCCUCUGCUGUGAAGCACAUGGCUCUUGGUGUUGCUGGUCUUGGAUGUGAAGAUGCACUUGUCCACCUUUUGAACUAUGUCUGGCCAAACAUUUUUGAGACGUCUCCACAUGUGAUCAACGCAGUCAUGGAAGCCAUCGAAGGAAUGAGGGUUGCACUGGGAGCAGCCGUAGUCCUUAACUAUUGUCUACAGGGAUUGUUCCAUCCAGCAAGGAAGGUCAGAGAAGUUUACUGGAAGAUAUACAACUCCCUCUAUAUCGGUGCCCAGGAUGCCCUUGUAGCUUCUUAUCCUAUUCUGGAAGAUGAUGAAAACAAUGUCUACAGUAGGCCUGAGCUGAACAUGUUCAUUUAGAUAUUUGCCUCUUAUAUCUGCUUUGCCAUUUUUAGUCGUUUUCCUAUUCCAGCACGAUGAAGUAGCAUAGCGUUUCUUGUUUUCGACUAGACUUGUGAUGUAUCUUAUAUUCUAAAUCGCACGAUAGACAUGUUUCCCCGUUUCCCCUUUUUUAACAUAUAUUUGCUUAGCUUUCUUCUGAACAAGGAAUAAGCCUUUGUAUGAAGUGUUUUUGGGUUGUCUUGA
Messenger RNA from Solanum stenotomum, 4192 nucleotides. RefSeq lists its product as uncharacterized. Lineage: Eukaryota; Viridiplantae; Streptophyta; Magnoliopsida; Solanales; Solanaceae. The coding region runs from base 188 to 3967 and encodes 1259 amino acids. The transcript has 2 exons. Gene Ontology annotation, cellular component: U12-type spliceosomal complex; U2 snRNP; catalytic step 2 spliceosome. Gene Ontology annotation, biological process: spliceosomal complex assembly. Gene Ontology annotation, molecular function: mRNA binding. The record is from RefSeq and is a predicted model, not a curated record.